GCCGAGUCAGGAUGUGGCUAUGAAAGGGAUCGUUGCAAGAGAAGGCACAACUGGUCGGAGGUUAUUGCCGUCUCCCUGAUGAGCCCAAGGCAGGGCGAAACCAGUUGGCAUGCGUAUGCAGAGAGGCUGGUCUUGAGGAAUGAGUGCACCUCAAGACGCCGCACGGACUUCGGAAGUCCAUGUCCGUGACAAGUGGUAUCAGAGCCUGGUUAGGCUGAAGAGCCUAGUUCCUCUCUCAGUACGGCAUAGGUCGUGUAUGGGCCGACCCUAUGCCCGAAUGAGAGGCGGUCCUAGGUGAGCAUAUUAGGCGGUCCGGACGCAGAUUCACAUGUGUUGCGCCGUUGUGGAGGACCUCGACAGGCUGAAGAUGCAGCGGCCGAGAAUGCCGUUCAAUCGAGGAACUAACGCUAGCGAGAGCGUAGGGUGAAGGUCGAUUGAGGUACAAACGCCGGGAGUAGCGUAGGGUGAAGGUCGACUGAGGUACUAGCGCAGCAGAAGCAAAGAGUGAAUGUUGAUGUCGAGGGGGCGAAGCGAUAUGUGCGCGGGGCACAACAGGCUAGCGCGAGAACGCGACCGGAGCCUGUCCGUCAGAGGAUGGUAUCGUAUGCGGAUGCCCACAAUUGGUUCGAGAGAGUUGCAAUACAUGCUGCGGAGAGAAGCAUUCUUCACCAGCACGAGGACGUGCUGCAUUAUGAGUGGUGGAGAAUGUCACGUCCCGAAAUGUCAUGACCGUGUUGAUUGUCUGAAGAACGCUGCCAUCUGGUUGUCUUGCCAUGAGAAGGGUAAAGGGGGCGACAUUAGCGAUAAGGCGUUGUCUGCCUGUGCAUCGCAUCUGGCCGAGUCAGGAUGUGGCUAUGAAAGGGAUCGUUGCAAGAGAAGGCACAACUGGUCGGAGGCUAUUGCCGUCUCCCUGAUGAGCCCAAGGCAGGGCGAAACCAGUUGGCAUGCGUAUGCAGAGAGGCUGGUCUUGAGGAAUGAGUGCACCUCAAGACGCCGCACGGACUUCGGAAGUCUAUGUCCGUGACAGUACCCAUGGGUUUGGGUUGGGUUUGAGUUUUUCAAACCCAGUGGGUUUUACCUCGGGUUUUUUCACGGAUAAACCCAUGGGUUUGUGUUUGGCAAAACUCGACCCAACCCGACCCAUUGUCAUCCCUAGUUUCGACUAUGGGCCCAAUUAAAUCAUUCGAACUAGCCAGAUUGGUAAAUGCUACUACUGGUAGAACCUUGGAAAUGCAGUAUGUGACCUUUCAAAAAUGAAACUAGCAAUUUAUA
Molecule: messenger RNA, 1272 nt
Organism: Linum trigynum
Lineage: Eukaryota; Viridiplantae; Streptophyta; Magnoliopsida; Malpighiales; Linaceae
Source: the annotation of a GenBank genome assembly